AUGUCAUCUCACGGAAAGCCGAUUUCUCGGAUCGCGAUUAUCGGCGUCGGCCAAGUCGGCACCGCUGCCGCUUACGCGAUUAUUCUUCAUUCACUCGCCAGUGAACUGCUCUUAGUUGACAUCAAAACCCAUUUAAGGAACGGCCAGGUCAACGAUCUGUCCGAUGUGAGCUACAGCUGCAACAGCAAAACAAGUGUGCGAGCGGCCACCCACCAGGAGGCCCGCGAUAGCGAUAUUGUGGUUAUUACCGCGGGGUCAAAUUAUUCCACAGGCGAAACCAGCACUCAGCACAUUUACCAAAAGGUCUCGAUUAUUCGAAGCAUCAUCAAUGAAAUGAGGCCAUUUAGAUCAGACACCAUUCUCCUCGUCGUUGCGAACCCUGUCGACCUUCUCACAUCGCUCGCGCAUAAGCUCUCCGAUCUACCAGCUUCCCAGGUUUUGGGCUCUGGAACCUUCCUCGAUUCGGUGCGAAUUCGUAAUCUAUUAGCAGAAACAACUGGGGUCGCGGCCAACUCCAUAGAUAUAUACGUAGUGGGCGUACAUGGGGACUCGCAGGUUGUGGCAUGGUCAGAUGCAACAAUCGCGGGCAUCCCAAUCAACGAAUCGCUCCCGCUCAGCACUUUGAACCGCGACGAGCUUUCCAGUGAGUGCAAAAAAAGAUCGCGGAUAAUAAUCCAGGAGAAAGGUUCAACACCUCUCGGAAUUGGAUCCAUAAUAUAUAGCAUCUGCUCUUCUAUCCUGUUCGACAAACGAAACGUUCGUCCCAUCAGUCAUUUCCAGCCCGAGUGGGGUUGUUGUUUCAGCUUGCCUGUCAUCCUCGGGAGAGCAGGAAUCAUCAAAAAAAUUCAGAUGCCGUUUAAUAACGACGAGAGGGCUGCUUUAGAUGAGUCAGUGAAGGACCUGAGGACCAAGUUUGAGAGGAUCAAUGAAGAUCAGUAG
Penicillium cataractarum is the source of this 939-nucleotide messenger RNA. Its product is annotated as lactate/malate dehydrogenase family protein. The record is from RefSeq and is a predicted model, not a curated record. Lineage: Eukaryota; Fungi; Ascomycota; Eurotiomycetes; Eurotiales; Aspergillaceae. Gene Ontology annotation, molecular function: oxidoreductase activity, acting on the CH-OH group of donors, NAD or NADP as acceptor. The transcript is spliced from 3 exons. Gene Ontology annotation, biological process: carboxylic acid metabolic process. The coding region runs from base 1 to 939 and encodes 312 amino acids.